Molecule: messenger RNA, 5999 nt
Organism: Drosophila subobscura
Lineage: Eukaryota; Metazoa; Arthropoda; Insecta; Diptera; Drosophilidae
Product: bromodomain-containing protein 4
Exons: 2
Coding region: 432-4448 (1338 amino acids)
Source: RefSeq, a predicted model, not a curated record
GUUUGGUAUAUUUCUGCGGUAUAUUCAACGAUACUUCCGCGGCCACACUGCUGUAUAUACAAAAUUCAUUGAUUUUGUCAACGUAAAAAAACAGAGCCAGCGCAUAGCAGCACACAGAAGCGAAAUAUUAAAGUGAAGUUAACUGAAUUAGAAACGCUGGUGGAAAUGGUAGCAGCAAUGAAAUCGAUGUGAACAAACUGGGCCGCGAGUAGCUGCACUGCCAAUCAGAACUCUGCUCCCAAUCAGAAGAAGAGAGGGAGAAGCGCGAGAGAAAAAGGCAUACGGGUGCAAAAGGAAAAGCAAAAGGCAGAAAAAAACGUACAGAGCAAUAGCAAAAGCGGGGAAAAAUGCAAUAGGGAGAGAAUCAAAUAAAAUGACAAUCGUUUUUCCACACUAACGUAGACGCAAAAGGCGCCGCGGCCGGCCGUAAAAUGCCAAGGAACACUUGCGGGACAAGUGGAUGCGUAGCUAACGGUAACGGCAACGACAACGACAACGAUGACAACGGUAACGGUAACCAGGACGACAACCAAGAAGCCAGCAACGAGAGCGGGGGUGUCGGCAUCGUCAAGCAGGAGUUCGAGGCAGCGCCACCCGUCUGCCACAGGAAGUCGGAGCGCCGAAGAGUAGCCCGCGACAUCUUUCUGGUCUUCGAGGAGCAGCCGACCCGACGUCGUGGCAAGGGUGCACGCGGCAAGAACUCGCGGGCCAAGCGAAAGUUUGGCCACCUCAAGGUAGCCAAUCCCCCGCGCAUCAACAAGAACAUAUUGCGUGAGAUCAAAACAGAACCAAAGUGCAGCAGCUCCGUUGUGGCAGAGCCAGUGACAGUGGUGCCACCUGCAGUGCCGCCACUGCCGCUAGCUCCAGCGCCGCCUUUUGCCGCCCUGCUGCCUGUAGCUGAGGGGAUCAAGCAGCCAGCCAAGCCGCUACCACUCCCCCAUCCUCGAGUGGCAGCAGUGAAAAUUGAAACCAAAACAGCAGCAGCAGCAGCAGCAUCAAAUGCAUCACCAUCCAGAGCCCGAACAGAGCCGGCUCCGCCCACGGAGCGGAAGGAGGAGGAGCCGCCAAUGCCUCCAGCUUCUGCCCAUCGUCCUGUUUAUGCUCGCAACCCUGCUCCAGCUCCCACUCCUGCUACCGUUCCUCCCAAUCUUCCCACUCCCCCGACGACGCCCAGCGUAAAUCCAAUUUUCCUGUGGGUCAAGCAGGACGACACCAGAAUCGUGGAGGUGCGCUGCGAGGACUACGACAAGAGGAAUCGCAUUCGCCUCACCAAGACCACAAAUGGCUGGCGAUCCAUGCCGCGCACAGAUGCCUCCUCCACGAGGAUAGUCAAAUUCUUCCACGGCUCUGCCGCACCCUUGAUGAAGGUCAAACGUGAGCAGCAAAACGAGCAGCAACACGAAACCGAACUGGAGCACGAACAGGAACAGGACGAGCAGGAGCAGGAGCCAGAACCAGAGCCAGAGCUGGAAGUGGAGCGUGAGCCACAGCAGAUGGCGGUGCCCACCAUUGCUCAGAGUCUCCUGCACGACUGGGAGGACAGUGGAACCACUCAGCUGCCCGAAGAGUUGGAGGACGAAGAAGAACUGGAUGAGGAGGAGCAGCAGCAGCAGCAGGAGGAGAAUGAGAACGACCAGCAGCAGCAUGACAAUCUGGCUGCGGUGAUUGAGGAUGUUGUGGUGCGUCCAGCUGCCCAGCAGUCCCAACGGGCAAUAACGCCCACGUCCACGCCCUGCUUUGAUGGCCUGCUUCUCGAUGGCGAGGAGACAAAUGCCUCCACGAAGGCAACCAAAACCAACACGCCCACAUAUCAGAGUUCCACGCCCUCGCCCAUGGAACUGCAGCUGUGCCCCAAAACGGGGCUGUUCCUGCCACAGGGCCAACUGGCGGCCAUGGCCAUGGCCACAGCCCCCGAGGCGGACAAGCCCUUGGCAGAUAACGGAGUAGCUGGAGGAGGUGGAGGUGCCGAUACCGUCGAGAGUCUCGAUUGCAAUACAAAGAAUCUGAAAGAUCUGCUGGACGAUGCCGAUGAUCUGCUGCAGAACUGCAGCAGCGACAAUGGCAGCAGCGGGGCCGAUCUGCUCGACUCCCUGGUGAAGCGGAGCUGCGAGGACAACCUGGUGCAGGCGACUGGCCCGGGCUCCAAUGGUGGCUCCACAGCCGUGGAGGGCGACGUCUCAACGGCCGGCGACGGUUUGGACUCGUUCUGCGUGGCCGAUUUGGGCAAGGAUCUGCCCAGCAUGCUGCACAUGGACAAUGACGAUGAUGAUGCACCCAAGUGCCUGUCCUUCAACGAGGCCGGGGAGAUCGAGGGACUGAACGGUGAACUCUUCCUCGGCAUUGCGGCCUUUGAGAAGCAGCAGGAGGAGAUGGCACGCCAGGAGCAGCCGCAGCCGGCAACGCCCGCCACCGUGGAGCUGACACAGACACCCACGCCCACACCAACACCCACGCCGACGCCACCGAUGCCAGAGAUGGAAAAACAAACGUCGGCCGCCGCCUCUGCCGAUGAGGCGCCCAAAGAUCUGAGCUACAAGAAGCGCGAGGAGGUGUGUCCGCCCUCGGAGUCGCGCAGUCAGUGUGCGGUGACCUCCAGCUCGGAUAUACUCAAGUCGCCCGAGCGAGAGCUGCAGCUGCCGGUCACCUCCAUACCAGCGGAGGUGGAGACCACCUCGGAGACGAUCAAAAAUCUCAUUCUGGAGCAAUUCCUCAAGCUGAACGGCAACCAGCAGCAGCAGGCACAGCAGGCGGAGCCCAUGGAUCUGGGCAAGGCGGGUCGGGAGGGCAAGUUGGAGACAGUCGUUGUCAUCCACGACGACGACGAGGAGGAUGGGGAGUCCAAUCAGCCGCUGAAGAAGCGACCCAAGGCCAGCAUAAAGAUGGACAAGGACCCGGAUGCCCUCACGCAGCUGAAGAUGCUGAUCAGCAAUCCGCAGUGGAAGGUGCCCGAUCCGAUACUCGUGCCUAAGGAUCGACUUGGUGCCGUGCUGGCCUCCCCCGCACGGGAGAUUCCCCUGCUGCUGACCACCAGGCCAGAGCUGCGGCUGCCAGAGGCCUUUGCCUAUCCGGAGAUCAUCCAGAACCCCAACAUCCUAGUGGUGACCAUGGAGCAGCUGGAGGCAAUACUGAAAACCGAGGCGGAACAGGCCAAGGCCGCUCAGGGUGCCGAUCCAGUGCAGAUGCUCGCCGAGCAUCAUCCGCCGUUGAGCAAGGCCAGGAGUCCGAGUCCGCGUCCGCGGCCGAGCCCCAAGCACACGCAGACACACAAGGCAGCGGCACAGGCGCCUCCGUCUCAGCCAAAGCCACCGGUGGUGGCAGCACCUGUGGCACCCACUCCACCCUCGCCUGCCGACUCCAGCCUUUCGACAUCCACACCUGCGGACCUGAAUGCCACCACCUUGGCGCUGCUGCAACAGAUGCUGUGGCUGCCCUACUUCGGACAGCUGUCGCAGGAGCUCUUCAAGACCAUCAAGGAUCCCCUGGGCAUGCAGAGGAAGUUCAUGAGCAACCUGCUGCCGCUGUACAACAGCCAGUUUGGGCUCCAGCAUCUCGACGAGCUCUACAAGCAUUGUCUCAAACAGAAGGCAGCCGGGGAGCAGCCUACAGUGUCCAGGGGGUCCACUCCAGCGGCGGCUACGUUGGCGGUCCCUCAUCCACCGCUUCCACAUCCGCCUGUAGCUGUAGCGCCGCCGGUUCCGCCCGCAACUGCAGCCACGAAUGCCUUUGGGGUCAAUGGCUUUGCCAAUCCCAUGGAGCUGGCCAUCAUGCAGAAGUUGCUGCAGCCGCAGAUGCCAAAUUUUCUCAACUGGGAGGCCACAAAGGAUGCUGCGGCUGGCUCUGGCUCAGGCUCGGCCUCAUCUUCCUCGCAUCACCAUCAUCACCAGGAGCACAAGCGGCCCCGCCGGGAUCCCGAGUCUAAGCCAAGUGCAGCUGCUGUCGCUCCACCUGCCGCUGUGCCUGCUCCAGCAGUUCCUUCUCCGGCGCCUGCUCCUGCUCCGGCUGAGCACAAGCCGCGACUGACGUGCAAGUCCCUGUCGAAUCUGCUGGAGCCCGAGCCCAUUGUACCGCUGCUCAAUGUACCCUUCGACAGCCUGCGUCGCUCAGCAGUGGCAGGGCAUGGGCCAAAGACGGGGCCGGAGCAGCAGCAGCAGGCCAAGGAGGCGAAUCCUGGACGCUUGCUGCGCUCCAGCAAGGCAUGCGUCACGUACAAUCCCCUGGAGCAUGUCAAGCAGCAGAUUCAGCAGCAGCAACAGCACUCGCAGCAGCGGAAGCGAGCCACGAGCAACAUGCUCGGCCAGGAUGCCCACCAGCAGCAGCAACAGCUGGCUGCCAGUGCGGCGGGCAUGGAUGCCAAUUCGGCCCUCUGGCAUCCCCUAUUCGGAAGCAAUCCCAAGCAGGGCUACAACAGCCCCUGGCAGUGGACGACGGUGACGGCAACUGGUGAAUGACAGUCAAGCCGGGCUCCCAAGGAGCCAGCACCUGCAUCGGUCGCACGGACAGCCAGCUACGAGGAGCAACAGCCGGACUACAGCAAUUACCAUGCGAAACUUCAGCAAUUGCAGCAGCAGCAGCAGCAGCAGCAGCAGCAGCAGCAUCAACAUCCACCAGCCAAUAAUCAAAAUCACAGCAACAGCAAUAAUAGUAGCAACAAAUUUUGUUAUCCCACGGCAUCGGCGGCGGCCAUGGAGAAUAUGUUCCAGAACAAUCAGAUGGCGGCAGCGUAUCUCUAUCAGAAGGAGAGCGGAGCAGAGGCAGCCGCCAACUAUAUGUCGGAGCAGGGCUACUGGCAGCAGCAUGCGCAGCAGCAACAACAACAGCAGCACCAACAGCAACAUGCACAGCAGCAGCAGCAGCAACUGCAACAGCAGCAGCAACAAUGGACCAGCAAUGGCAGCAGCAGCAGCAGCAACAGCCAGCGGAGCAACAACUAUGCCAACAAUUAUGCUGCGGCGGCAGCGGCAUCCAUGUACAUGCAACACUUCAAUCCCUACAUGCAGCAAAAGGCGGCACUGCUGGCGGAGAAGGCUGCCCAGGCGGCGGCCCAAGCAGCAGCAGCCUCAUCGGCGUCACAGGGCGGCAGUGGCAACAAUAAGCACGGACGCUUUGGAGGGGACUACGGUUAGACGGCUUUAUAGAUGGACAGAUGGAGGUGCUCGAUCGGAACUCUUGCAUAUUACACAUAAACAUAUAGGCAGAUACUAUCUAUAUACAUUAACUAUAUAUAUAGAGACAAGGCGUUACUGCCAGGAAUUGCUAAGGGAUAGAACCCAUGAUGAUAUGAUGAUUUUUCCUUUCAUUUCAUAAAACAGGAACAAGCAACAGCAACAACAAGGUAACCGGAAAGCAACAACAAUAAUUUAUAACACAAAACAAAAUGGCAACAAAAAAAUGCAAAACAAAAAAAAACAAAACAAAAAACAUAAAACAAAAAACUUAAAUUGAAUUAGUAAAAAUUUGUUAUUGGUAGUUUGUUAAAAAAAUCCGAAGAGAAAAAGAUGAAAAAAAAAACAUAAAAAACAUAAACAAAAAAUAUUGUAGAGACAAAAGCGGAAGUCAAAAAAUGGAUGAAAAAAAACCUAAUUAUUGUAUUAUUGUUAACCAAAAUCUAUUAUUAUUAUUAUUAUUAUCUCAAGCUGCGUUAUAUUAUUAUUAUUAUUAUGAACUCGUGUAUGGUCUGUACAUAGCGUUUUUAUCUAGAUGUAUUACACUUAGUGGAGUCCCCCCCCGUGCCCCUAUCCACAAACCAAACCUCAAUCUUGCAUCUCCCUCCUUCCCCAGUCGCAGCGCUAAAAGGCAAAACAGCAAUUUUUGUAUUCAUUCCGAAAUGUUCUACUACUUCUACUUAUAUUUUUCUUUUUUUGUGUUUAUACUAGUUAUUAUUAUGCUUAUUAUUUAUGAAAAAACAAACGAUGGAAUGGAAUGGAAUGGAAAAAACAAACCCCUUAAAAUGUGCAAUCUAACAUUUAUGUUUUUAGGCAAAAACGGAAACAAUACAAUAC